CUCACAACCCCGGACGGCACGCGGGUAGGUAGGCUAGAACCUAGAGGAGGGGAGCAGAGCGUGCUGGGGUCUUUUAUCGCUCUCCGCUCAGUGCGUGGGUCUGCGGAUCCGUGGAGGUGCGGAGCGUGACUCGGCCUCCCCGGCUCGCGCGUGAGUGCGGCGGAAGCCCUUCUGCUCUUCCACGAGUUAGAGGAGUGCAGGGGACGUGCACCCCGGUGUCGGGACGCGAGCUCGUGCUCCUCUUUUCCUCCUAACGGUGGCCCCUACCCACACACUCCAGUCCCCCCGAGAGUUGAUCUUCGCCCCUCAGCGCGCCCCUCCUUACCCGGCCCCUCCCACCGGCCCCCCGUUUCCGCCCGCUUGCUAGCUGCCUAGCUCGCGGGUCCGUAGUCGGCUUCGUCCCUGGGGUCCCUGCUUGGGGGCGGAGAAGAUGGCUGGAGGACGUCUGCUGUUGGGGGGCGACUUCCUGUCGCCGCCGCCGCUGCCCCCCCUCCCGCCGCCGCCGCUGCCGCCCCUCCCGCCGCCCCCGCCCGAGCCAGUGCUGGAGCAGUGGCGCUAUAGCCACGAAAGUGACUGGCAGUGGGCUCUGCGGCGCAGCUUCAUCUGUCGGCACCUGCACAGCUAUCCUGGGGCUGCCCUCGACCAGCUCCUCGCGCUCUCCGCCGCCUGGACCAACCACGUCUUCCUGGGCUGCAGGUACAGCCCACGCUUGAUGGAAAAAAUUCUCCAAAUGGCUGAAGGUAUUGAUAUUGGGGAGAUGCCUUCAUAUGAUCUGGUGCUGUCCAAGCCUUCCAAAGGUCAAAAACGCCACCUCUCAACAUGUGAUGGUCAAAAUCCUCCUAAAAAGCAAGCCGGUUCCAAAUUCCAUGCGAGACCUCGUUUUGAGCCUGUACAUUUUGUAGCUAGUAGUUCAAAAGAUGAAAGACAGGAAGAUCCUUAUGGCCCUCAAACAAAAGAGGUAAAUGAACAAACACAUUUUGCCAGCAUGCCAAGAGACAUCUACCAAGAUUACACUCAAGAUUCUUUCAGUAUACAAGAUGGGAAUUCUCAGUAUUGUGAUUCAUCAGGAUUCAUUCUCACAAAAGACCAGCCUGUAACAGCCAACAUGUAUUUUGACAGUGGGAACCCUGCCCCAGGCACCACAUCACAGCAGGCAAACUCUCAGUCAACUCCUGAGCCUUCACCAUCACAGACAUUUCCCGAGUCUGUGGUAGCUGAGAAGCAGUAUUUUAUUGAAAAAUUAACGGCGACAAUCUGGAAGAACCUUUCUAAUCCAGAGAUGACUUCUGGAUCUGAUAAAAUUAAUUAUACAUAUAUGUUAACUCGUUGUAUUCAGGCAUGUAAGACAAAUCCUGAAUAUAUAUAUGCUCCUUUAAAGGAAAUUCCUCCUGCCGACAUCCCCAAAAAUAAAAAACUUCUAACUGAUGGCUAUGCUUGUGAAGUUAGAUGCCAAAAUAUCUACUUAACUACAGGUUAUGCUGGCAGCAAGAAUGGGUCCAGGGAUCGAGCUACAGAACUAGCUGUAAAACUCUUACAGAAACGUAUUGAAGUUAGAGUUGUCCGGCGGAAAUUCAAGCAUACGUUUGGAGAGGACCUUGUGGUGUGUCAGAUUGGCAUGUCCUCCUAUGAAUUUCCUCCAGCUCUGAAACCACCAGAAGACCUGGUGGUGCUGGGUAAAGAUGCUUCUGGGCAGCCAAUUUUUAAUGCUUCCGCCAAACACUGGACCAAUUUUGUCAUUACAGAAAAUGCAAAUGAUGCAAUUGGUAUCCUUAACAAUUCUGCCUCAUUCAACAAGAUGUCAAUUGAAUACAAAUAUGAGAUGAUGCCAAAUCGCACAUGGCGUUGUCGAGUGUUUUUACAAGAUCACUGCUUAGCUGAAGGUUAUGGAACCAAGAAAACAAGUAAACAUGCAGCUGCUGACGAGGCUUUGAAAAUUCUUCAAAAAACACAGCCCACUUAUCCAUCUGUCAAAAGUUCACAAUGCCAUACAGGCUCUUCACCCAGAGGAUCUGGAAAGAAGAAAGAUAUAAAGGAUCUUGUAGUUUAUGAGAAUUCUUCAAAUCCCGUGUGCACGCUGAACGACACAGCUCAGUUUAACCGAAUGACAGUUGAGUAUGUCUAUGAAAGGAUGACAGGCCUCCGCUGGAAAUGCAAAGUGAUUCUAGAGAGUGAAGUAAUUGCAGAAGCAGUUGGGGUGAAGAAAACUGUCAAAUAUGAAGCUGCUGGGGAAGCUGUGAAAACCCUCAAAAAGACCCAGCCAACUGUCAUUAACAACUUGAAGAAAGGAGCUGUUGAAGAUGUGAUUUCAAGAAAUGAAAUUCAGGGCCGCUCAGCAGAGGAGGCUUACAAACAGCAAAUCAAAGAAGAUAAUAUUGGAAAUCAGCUGCUGAGAAAGAUGGGUUGGACUGGUGGUGGUUUAGGUAAAUCUGGUGAGGGCAUACGGGAGCCUAUCUCAGUCAAAGAGCAGCAUAAGCGGGAAGGGCUUGGUCUGGAUGUAGAGAGGGUGAAUAAAAUUGCCAAGAGAGAUAUUGAACAGAUCAUCAGAAACUACGCCCGCUCUGAGAGCCACACAGAUUUGACUUUCUCUAGAGAGCUGACUAAUGACGAACGGAAGCAAAUACAUCAGAUUGCCCAGAAGUAUGGUCUUAAGAGUAAGUCUCAUGGGGUGGGCCAUGAUAGGUACCUAGUGGUAGGUAGAAAAAGACGGAAGGAAGACCUACUAGAUCAGCUCAAACAGGAAGGCCAAGUGGGCCAUUACGAGCUUGUUAUGCCUCAAGCAAAUUGAGAUCUUACUAAUUUAUUUUGUAAAUGCCUAAUGAGGCAGAUUUUUGAAUUAAAGAAAUGCUACAUGUUCCGGUUGCAGAGUAUAUUCAGAUGUCUCACCUUGUUCAUUUCACAUAGUGGUUUAUUAGAUAUUGGAACCUAAAGAAUUCUGUCCACUUGUAUUAGCUUAAUCCAGCAGAUGAUAUUGUGCAGUUACUGUUUGUGUCUUUGAUAUUGCUGUGUUCCUCGGAUUUUAGUAGUUUGACAAGCAAGAACACAUAUCCAAAUGGAAUUUUACCCUGAGAAAUUAUCAUUUUAAAGGGCAUAGCACAGCAAUCUGCAACAAUAUGUAAAGUUGAUAUUGACUACAAUAAAAAUCCAGUCUUAAUUCCAGAUUUACUGAAAAUGUCAGAUCAUUUUGUAUUAAUCUAUUUUCAUCUUUGUGUGAAGCCAGUUAUAGAAUGUUUAACAAUAAAUUGUGCUGUACACGUAAAUGUCCUUACCAACUAAAUGAUGUAAAACUUUCUUAAAGUAAUUUUAGUGUUCAUUUAUUUAUAACUUCUACCAUGUGAUUUCCAGAAUAUUGGAAGUGAUUUACUGUAUCUUGUGAUAUAUGGGUUUUAACAAAUUCUAGUCUUCACGCUGAGAGAGCACUACUUGAGAGAGCAGUUGAAAGUUUCAAAAACUUUGGUUCAAUCUGAAGAAAGGAAGCUUGAACUGUUUGUUCUUGGUGCCUUGCAGAGAGACUCACAGCAACUCUCCAUUAUAGCUUUCACACGGUUUGGAUGUGCAGCACAUCCAAGGCAACCAUAGCUGUGGUAGAGCUUGGUAAAAGACUGAAGAUACAUUGGUGCUUUGAUGAAAAGGUCAGUUGGCUGGUCCCUCUCUCAAAAAGCUUAUUAAGCCUGAAAAGCCAACUUUGUAACAUAUUUAAAACUGCUAUUUUCGCUUAUUUCUGGAAUGUAAAAAAAAAAAUGUAUAAAAAGAAUUAGUGUAUGCUUCCUGAAUAAAAAGGAGCCAAAGUUGAUCA
Messenger RNA from Nomascus leucogenys (northern white-cheeked gibbon), 3793 nucleotides. RefSeq names its product NFKB repressing factor (gene NKRF). The record is from RefSeq and is a predicted model, not a curated record. Gene Ontology annotation, biological process: negative regulation of DNA-templated transcription. Gene Ontology annotation, cellular component: nucleolus; nucleoplasm. NCBI's taxonomy places the organism in Eukaryota, Metazoa, Chordata, Mammalia, Primates, Hylobatidae. Gene Ontology annotation, molecular function: RNA polymerase II cis-regulatory region sequence-specific DNA binding.